This is a messenger RNA of Rhipicephalus sanguineus (brown dog tick), 2619 nucleotides long. RefSeq lists its product as uncharacterized. The transcript has 10 exons. Bases 1 to 2163 code for a protein of 720 amino acids. The record is from RefSeq and is a predicted model, not a curated record. Lineage: Eukaryota; Metazoa; Arthropoda; Arachnida; Ixodida; Ixodidae.
AUGCUGACAGGUCAUGGCCAUAGAAGCGUUCAGGACCCUACAAAGGCUGGCAAGGCCAGUAGCGGUGACCCCGACAGCGGCGGCGACGGCGACACCAGUGGUGGCACCAGACGGCGACACGAAAGCGACCCCGAUCAACGCUACGAUCGUUCGUGCACAUGGGAGCCCGGUAAACCGUGCUGGCUUUCGGGUGAUCUAGAACCAUGGAAUCAACUGCUUGCCAGGGGCUGCUUCGAGCUGUCGGAGCACGCUUGGACCGAGUUGACCAUAUCUGGGUUUGCAUGGCCCGAGCUCGGUCAGCCCAGAGUUUCAGAUCUGCUUCGAGUUUCACUACUCAUACACUUUCUACUGCGCCAGCACAGAUGCGUGAAGCGCGUCAUUAUCGACUUCGACAUAAGCUCGCUGCAAGAUGUCAUGUUCUGGGACGCCAUAAAGAACGGAACGGCUGCCCUCACCUACUUGGAAUUCCAGCUGACGAAAGGCUGUCAAGUGGGCGAAGUUCCAAGGGCUGAAUGCAUUCGUUGGGCUGAAUCCAUUUCCACUCUGAGAUCCCUAGAGUCUUUAAGCAUUUCGCGUGUCUACUUCGAAGGAGAAAGCGCUGAGCGGUUGGCAGACUUCCUGCAGGAAAGCUCUACGAUCACCACUCUCUCUAUGGAUAAUGUGGAGCCCGUUGGUGACAUUCCCGGCACAUUCCUGGAAGCUCUCGCUAUGAACAGGACGCUCAAGAAGUUGCGUCUGUGCUAUACGCUUUUGAGGGCACGAAACGGUGAAGCCCUGGCGACCUUCGUCCGCAACCACACCGCCAUCGAAAGCAUUGAGGUGACUGGGGUGGAACACUUUUCCCCGUCAGCCCUCCUGAAAGCGGCAGUGCAGAGCCCGAGUCUGAGGCGUCUACGCAUCAACUCGUGUACCAUCAAAGCCCAUGAUAUCGAGGAGAUGGCCAACGACCUGACUUGGCCGCCGGUGUCUCCACCAGCUUGCGAAAACUUGUUGCCAGGACCAGGUUCGCCGUCGAGAAGCCUUCAGGAACUUGGAUUCUACAGCUGCUUCGGUUGCGACCCUGCUGUGGAAGGAGCCUAUGCAUCCCUGAUCGGAGGUGGCCUGCUCAGCCUCACGGUGUCCGCCUGCUUCCUGCGAGAGACGUUUGCGACCGCUGCGGCACUGAACCUGCGCAAUGACACCCGUUUGAAGAAACUAGACGUCAAGCAGAACUUCAUCGGUGUGGGCGCGUUGUGCGAGAUGGUCGAGGCCAUGCAGGUGAACAGCAGUCUCGGAACGCUUGCCUUCUCCGUCGUAGGCAGGCAGACCACCGGCGUGAUGGACCCCUUUUUUAACAUCAUCUGCCAUCUCCAAGUUUCCUCUCGUUUGGAUAUCUCCUGGAAUGACCCAAGCGGCGUCGACUUUGCUGAGGGCGUUAAAUUGUGCAAGACCAGUUCUGUCUUCUGUGAGCUUAAUAGGCGGGCGACCGACGACGCUACGGUUUUGCUGAACGCCGUGGCAUCCAGCCGCAGCAUUUACAAAGCCAAACUGGAAUGCAGCUACCUCAUGAAUCAUGCUGUGCUUCAAAAGCUGGUCGAUACCUUGGCUGCAACGAGGUUCUUGAGACAUUUGAAACUGAACACCGAUCUAACCGGGGAAGACGGUGACAACCUGCUCAAUGCGCUCGCACGCAAUGACAGUAUCCGCGUACUCAAGAUAUCAAACUUCACUUUCGACGACAGCGUCAUGCUGCCGCUGGGCCAUCUGGUCAGAGACAACCAGUGCAUCAACUUUUUCACCAUUGCCUUCACGGACGACAACGAGGGUGCGAAACAAGUGCGACCAAUCUGCCGCAUGCUAAGCGUGUCCAUUCCAGGCAACCGCGCGCUCGUAUCUCUCGAAGUGAAAGUGGGCGGCUACAACUACGCCAAUGAUUUCGCCAUCAAGGCAACUCUGCGACGUAACAUGAUGAACGUCCACCAGGCCGCCCGCUUCGUCAACGGCUGCAACGAAAGAAGGGCCAUUCUGGCCUUCAAAGAACUGCAACACUCGCACUCGCUGACGAAGGUGCUGACCCUAGACUUCAACCUGCCCGAGGAAGAUGCGCUCGCGAAGAUACGCGAUGCCCGCACUCGGCUCGCUGCCAUUUCUUCAUCUACACCGGCCUCGUCAAGCACAGUGUAGCCUGUGAGCGAGACCUCAGGGGGCGACCCACACUGGAAACUCCCGGAAUAGACCUUGUUCUGCGCGUUUACAGUUAUCUCAAACUGAGCUACGUGGACGAGACCUAAAGGACCAAAGCGAGGAUUCCCGGCCCUGUCAAUUCCAUGAGAGCGGCAUCUCGUUAACACAGUAUCAGCGCCCCAUUUUAAACAUUGGGUGUGUUCUUGUUUACGUGCUUUGCGGUGCUGGAGUGCGUGACCUACAAAUAAAAAGGAGAUGUUUGGCUUUAGAGUUUCUUCACCAAGCAGAGUUAUCAUGCACUGCAGUUCUGUAGUAAAAUGAGUAGUCUGCUACUGUCAGUCGCAUAGACAUUUCUAUAGAAGGACUUUAAGGCGUUGUUUGACUUCUGCAAAGUUGGGUUUCCAAACGCAAUUGCGCUUUUUAAUUCCUGCUGCCGGCGUGCUCAAGAAAUUCCAG